UUUCAUCUGUGAAGGAAGGAGUMAAUAUGAAGAAAAAAAGCUGAAUUUUUAUGCGGAUUUGGUCCUUUUUCUUCAAAUAUCUUUGUGAUUUACCAAGGGGAGUAAGUCCUUAACAUAAUGGAAUCAGAGUCAGCUGUUAAACUUCCGAAAAUCCCUGACCCGAAACCGGGAGGAAGACAGAGCCCGCGAGAGAAAUUUCAAGCCAAAAAUUGGAAGAGUUUGAGCAAGAAAGAAGUGCAAAAGCUUUCUCCGUUAGAACGAAGCAAAUACUUGGCGUAYGAGUCGCCAUCUAAGGAAUGUGGUGAAUCUAUGGCAGCCGCUAGAAAAAGACUGAAAGAAAGAAAAAAAGAAAAGAACUUGCAAGAAAGACCAAGGCCUAUUGAAGACCAGCUAGAGGAGGACAGACAUAUCAAUCUGAUUGGACAGCUCAAAGCUGCAGAGGCAAGAAACAGACUGAGAUUGAUGCGACUAAGAUAUGACAACAAUAGAGCAUCUGAAGUGAACCACCUUAUUUCAUGUCAACCAACUGCUCUAAAAGCUGUACGAUUACAAAGUCUUGUUCCCCCUUACACAGACAAAAUAUGCAUCAGAGAUUUGUUGGGAAAGUCCGAGAGAGGUCGUGUCAAUGAGCUGUUAGAGGAUGAAAUUGGAUUAGAAACAGAGAGAAUUCUAUCAUAAGGCAAGACUGACGUACCCAAACACAGUCAGAAUCACAAGCACUUGUGAUGCUAAGGGCAAGGAAUUUACUCAAGGUCAUCUAACACACCCAAACGCAGUGAUGGAACAGCAAUCUGUUUUCAAAGAAAAUUGCAUCACAAGCAAUCCUAAGCAAACAUCACUAACAUCACAUGAGAAGAAACAGACUUCUAAGAACACAUAUAAAAAUGCAUAGUUUUUAUUUCUGUAAAUAUUAGAAAAUAUAUAUUGUAUUUUGUAAGAUAGUGUUGUUUUCACUUAAAUAAGUAUUUGCAUUAAUUYAUAUAGCAAGCUUGCAAUGAUUGCAAGUCAUAUUUUCCUUGGUUGGACAUGACGGCAAAGAGAAUAUUGUGUUUAGUACCACAUAUAUCUGCAGAAGUGAUACCAGAUAAGUCUUGUACAUAAACUGAAUUCUUUGAGGACAGUUUUACAGUAAGGACAACAAACAAUAUUGAUCCUUGAAAAUUGGUUGGCAAUUCUUGGAAUUGUCAAUGUUGGAAUUGCAUGAUAGCAAGGUUAUAGAAAUAAACUUACAAAAAAAAAGAACUUUUUGCAAAUUGAAAAA
Exaiptasia diaphana is the source of this 1261-nucleotide messenger RNA. Its product is annotated as protein LKAAEAR1. Bases 118 to 678 code for a protein of 186 amino acids. The record is from RefSeq and is a predicted model, not a curated record. The transcript is spliced from 7 exons. NCBI's taxonomy places the organism in Eukaryota, Metazoa, Cnidaria, Anthozoa, Actiniaria, Aiptasiidae.